AUGUCAUCUAUGCAGGGUUUCCUGGCAGCCCUUUUCGUCUACUUUGUGCGUUGGCUCACCAUGCGAACAGGGCGAACAUGUAAGGCAUCAGAUGCAAGGAUUCAAUUUAUCGCAUGA
Messenger RNA from Sclerotinia sclerotiorum 1980 UF-70, 117 nucleotides. RefSeq lists its product with no specific name. The record is from RefSeq and is a predicted model, not a curated record. The transcript is spliced from 2 exons. Bases 1 to 117 code for a protein of 38 amino acids. NCBI's taxonomy places the organism in Eukaryota, Fungi, Ascomycota, Leotiomycetes, Helotiales, Sclerotiniaceae.